CUCCAUCUCCAAGACCCUUCUUCUCCCCCUCUCUCUCCCUUGCCUCUGCUAACCGCCUAACCCUCCACCUCCAAACUCAAUUCCCAUUCUCUUCUUCUCCGAACUCAUGGAGACAUGGACAAAGGAUUCUGUUUCCUUCUCACUUUCGCGGCUGUGGUUCAUCUUCUCGGCGACGGCGACGACGGAUGGACGGGAAAGAGGAAGGAUGGAGACGGCUGCGCGAGGCGACGCGAUGAGGACGGGAUCUGGGCAGCGGCGAGGAAGGGAUCUGGAUGGGUGCGACACGACGAGGAAGGAUCUGCAUGGCGGUGAGGAACGGAGGAAGGCGGCGGCCGUGAGGCGACAAGGAAGGGAGCUGGGCGGCGACCGUGACUCGUGAGGGUGAGGAUCUGAUGAGGGUCUGAUUAUAGGGUUUCAUAUUGGGGUUAUGGGUUUUAUGUCAUUUUUUUUGCAGGGAGGGCAAUAUAUGAGGGUUGGUCGGUUUGGUUCGGUUUUUUCGGAUAACCGCGGUUAAUAAUGGUCGGUUACUCGGUUAUCUGAAGCUUUUUAUUCUCCUCCGUCCACCGACCGAAGUAAUUUUAGUCUCGGUUUUCGGUUAACCGAAAAUCGGUCGGUUCGGUUGUAACCGACGAUUAUCCGCUAACCGGAAAUCGAACUGCCAGCCCUAACAACAUAUACUAACUGGAUAUUGACGAAGUAUUUGUAUUAAUAACUUUUUAUAAAAAAUUCAUUGCAUAAAUAUAUCAUCGUAUUAUAAAUAUAAAUACAUGUAAAUAAGUUUGGGUAUUAGUCGUACGGAAAUAGAGGGUAAGAGACCCUUCCUAACAGAGAGAGCAACAUCGGUGAUGGAAAAAUCAUACGAGGUGAGUUGAAGAGAAGUUUGCAUCGGCUUAGACUGGCUUGGAAGAUCGAGUUUGUAGCAAGAGCAUCUUUUUAGAUCGAUCCAACCAUAAUACUUUAAGUAACCUAGAAUACUUAAUUUCAAUUUUAAGAUAUUCUUUUGUCACACAUCUUCAGAUAACUCAACCUUAUAACUGAUCACCUCGUACAUCAUGAGUUCCUUUUUCUUUUGCGUCAUAUACUCUCAAAGUAUGACUUCAUCCUACUGAUUUGUGUAACUAUAAAACGACCGAAGUGUGGGUCAUUUGAAAUACUUAUUUGAACCAGCCAGUAAUUUGUGUGGGCCGAGUCUGUACAUCACAUGGGCCGAAUAAACUAUUAGGCUCGACGAAUUGGGUACUUGUUUAAACUAACUAACCAUUUUCUUUGUACAACGGAUUGGAAGCUUGAAAAAUAGGCAACAUCAUUUCAUCUUCACUCUCAUCCCUUUCUUUGUCGAAGAAAAGUGAAGUCUGUGUUCACUAAACUAGCUGGUUUCUCAAGUUGCAGCGGCUUUGUAGUCGGCGGUGGUGAAGAGCAAGGCAGAGGGUCGGGACGACAGGAGCUAGAGAAGUAGGGCUGAAAUGGCCCGACCCGCCCCUGAUCCUAUCCUGACCCGUCCCUGAAGGGUCAAGAUGUAUAACAAACCCGCACCGAUCCUUUUUUUUAUGACCCUGUCUGACCCUUUAGGGUCGGGGCGGGUCAGGAAGGGUCGGGUCAGUGGGUCGACCUUAAUAAAUAGAAUACUUUUCU
Molecule: messenger RNA, 1632 nt
Organism: Linum trigynum
Lineage: Eukaryota; Viridiplantae; Streptophyta; Magnoliopsida; Malpighiales; Linaceae
Source: the annotation of a GenBank genome assembly